Messenger RNA from Cololabis saira (Pacific saury), 1766 nucleotides. RefSeq names its product leucine rich repeat containing 71 (gene lrrc71). NCBI's taxonomy places the organism in Eukaryota, Metazoa, Chordata, Actinopteri, Beloniformes, Belonidae. The record is from RefSeq and is a predicted model, not a curated record. The transcript has 17 exons. Gene Ontology annotation, molecular function: protein binding. The coding region runs from base 81 to 1484 and encodes 467 amino acids.
UGAUGGAGGUUAGGUGUUUGAGCACUUUUGCUGAACUGUUUAGUGACCGAACACUGUUUCCACUAUAAAACAAUUAAGAUAUGCCGAAAAAAAGACCUCAAAAGAAGAAAAUCCAGGAAGAUGAGCCUCCUGAAAAUACAGCACGACCUGAGAAGAAACCACAGACCUUUGAUGAAUAUCACUGUUCAGGAAAUGUGCAGAUCGACUUCCCUGCUCUUUGCGCUCUUCUGAACGUGAAGGAGAUCCCAGCAGUUUGGACCAGACAUUCGACCUCCUCCACCAUAAGAGACAAGCAGUUAGAGAUAAAUUCUGCCCCUCGCGACUGGUCCAAGCCAUGCUUAGAGGCCGAGCUGGAGAAUGAAAACCCUCUCAGUACCAAAGAGGUCAAAGUUUCUGGAUGGAAGGUGGAUGAGCAAAUGUUUAAAGUGCUGCUUAAGGUGCUUCCCUCAAUCAGGCUGCUACAUGGACUCCACUUUUGGCAGGCAGGACUGAAGGAGGAAAUGCUAAUCUCUCUCAUGGAGGUGGUAUCUCUGAGCGCCAGCCUCAGGUCUCUUACACUUGAGGGCAAUGUGCUUCCCAAUCAGAGCUUCCACCUUCUUCUCCCUGAAGGCAGCGUCCUUACCCACUUGUCCCUGCGAAACAAUCGGAUUGGAGACGAAGGCGCUCGUCUGAUUGGUGCAGCUCUCUCAACCACCAGAUCUGCUAACAGUAACCUCCUGUCACUCAACCUGGCAUUCAACUCCAUCGGUGAUGCAGGUGCUGUACAUAUUGCACAGGGACUCCGGUUUAAUCGUACUUUGCUCUAUCUCUCACUGUGCAACAAUCAUAUUGGAGACUCAGGAGCUGCGGAUCUGGCGACGAUACUUGGUGAGUUUGCACUAACUCAUGAAGAAGUUGUGGAGAGAAGGAAGCUGCUCCUGCAAAGAAAGCAGGCGGAAUCUCUAUUUGCUGAACAACUUGCCUCAGCACUUGACACUUCACUGAGUGUUGGCAAAGGGGAGAACAAAAGCCUAUCCAGAAAAAAAGAAGCUUCCAGAAAAGAUGAGGAACUUACUAACAUCAAAGAAAAGUCUAAAAAGAAAUCCGAUACUAAAGGUAGAAAGUCCGAGCAAAAAGAGGCAGAAUCUCCUGUGGAUGACUCGAGUGUUUCCCUGAAUAAGGAGGAGGAGCUGGUGGAGAGAGUGCCCCCCCUGCUGGAGGAAUCUGUGUAUCGCAGGGACGGACAACUCUUCUUGCCUGGAAACAGCACACUAGAGUCCCUGAACCUGGCAGGGAACAGGAUUACGGAGAAGUCGUUGCCUCUGUUCCUCAAGUCACUGGAGAUGCAGGAGGAGAGAGGAGGCCUGCUGCGUCUCUGUCUACAGAGAAACCUCUUUCCACCGGAGUGUGAGUGUUACAUGGAGAUUAAGAACCAGAUGGAGCUCAGACUCUCUCGCCAAAAACAGACUGAAACAACAGAAGAAGAGGAGACAGUGCUUGAUUAGCAUUUACUUCCACUGACAUUUGGUGUUAUAUAGCAAUGAAAACAUGUGUACUUUUCUUUUAGUAUUUGUUACAAGAGAUACAAAGAAAUUAUAGAAGUCAUGUUGAGUCAUGGGAUAUAAAGGUUGUGUACAAGCUGGAGGAAAGAGAAGAACUUCGAUCUUUUUGAACUCUGAGCCACUUUGCAGCUUUGUGUAAAAAUGCUUUCCCACUACUUUGCUUUGCUCAAAACUUCAAUUUACUUUGAAUAAAAAUAUCCGCUAAAUAAAAGUACUGUCAACAUA